AUGUCGCCAGCAGCAGCUGCUGCUGCUGCGGCUGCUGCUGCCCUUGCUGCAGCAGCACUAGCUGCGCGCAGGAAGGGAGAUGCAGCAGCCGAAGCAGCCAGGCAGCAAGCAGCAGCAGCAGCAGCACAGGUGGAAGCAACUGUGGCCAGCCAGCAGCAGCCGCAGCAGCCACGGCUGCCAGCGAGCGUUAUAGCAGCAGCAGAAGCAGCAAAGGCAGCAGCAGCGAAGAUUUCUGCUGCGCUGGCUGGGAAUCUGAAGUCCUGA
Molecule: messenger RNA, 264 nt
Organism: Eimeria necatrix
Lineage: Eukaryota; Apicomplexa; Conoidasida; Eucoccidiorida; Eimeriidae
Exons: 1
Coding region: 1-264 (87 amino acids)
Source: RefSeq, a predicted model, not a curated record